CGGAUUUCAACAAGUGUAGAUCGGUCUGCCAUCAUUUAAAGUUUUAUCGGCAUCGGCAACGGCAACGGGAUCCUUAACAAUAAGAGAUGAGAAACAUGUUGUCCAUUAAAUUGAAUGCUGUCUUUUGGAUCUUUAGCAUUUGCUGUUGGUCUCAAAUAGCCGGAAAUAAUCUGCAACAAUAUGGCAUUGACGCUGGAGCCAGUACGGAAAGGAUUAAUACGGCCCUGCGUUGCAUGAAUAUAAAUCCACAGAAUUCGGUUGACUUAAAUCAGAUAAUGGGCCUCUGGUAUGGAAGCGAGGUCAUUGUGCAUACCCAAGACUUUCCCGGUGUCUAUGAGGUCGACUCGUGUGUGAUUAUCUAUUUGUCCGAUGUCACCGAUGAGGUGAACGGCAGAUCGGCAUCCAGCAAUCGCGGCUAUAACAAUCGAGACUAUAAUCCCAGUUAUCCCGCUUAUAAUCCCAACCAAAACAACUACAGACCCACAUCGACCACACCACAAUAUGUGGACACUGAUGAUUACCUGAGACGCGAUGAACAUAUCCAUCCGCAGCGUUAUUUGCAUUUGGUUUGGAGUGAACGUGACAAAAAUGUCGAAUACACAUUCAAUUAUACGGCCGGAACACCCGGUCAAUGGUCAAAUAUUGGAGAUCAGCGUGGCAGUUUGAUUCUCCACAACUCGUAUACACAAUUCAGUGGCACCGUUCAAGUGGUUAAGGCGGUCAAUGAUCAUUUGGUAUUGACAUUCUGUGGCAGCGAUGUUAAGAGCUCCAUUUACACAGUGGUCUUGUCCCGCAAUCGUUUGGGUCUGACGGCAGAUGAGAUACGCAGCAUUCGGAAUUUACUUUCACGCCGUGGCCUAUAUACGGAAACCAUACGCAAGGUGUGCAAUAGCUGCUCUAAGCUUGGAGCUGGUGGUCUCAUUACUGUAUUUGCCUCACUCUUGUUACUUCUCUUGCGUCUCUACGGAUAAGAGACAGAGUCAGAGUCCGAUAGACAGGCAGGCAGAGUCAGCAGAAGAAGAUUGAUUUAAUUAUAUCGAAACAGUCCAGCCAUAUUAUGUAUAUUAA
Messenger RNA from Drosophila willistoni, 1068 nucleotides. RefSeq lists its product as uncharacterized. The record is from RefSeq and is a predicted model, not a curated record. The transcript has 4 exons. Lineage: Eukaryota; Metazoa; Arthropoda; Insecta; Diptera; Drosophilidae. The coding region runs from base 87 to 971 and encodes 294 amino acids.